This is a messenger RNA of Pleuronectes platessa (European plaice), 1911 nucleotides long. It is a transcript of the gene prdm13, whose product is annotated as PR domain containing 13. The transcript is spliced from 4 exons. The record is from RefSeq and is a predicted model, not a curated record. Gene Ontology annotation, molecular function: protein binding. The coding region runs from base 1 to 1911 and encodes 636 amino acids. Lineage: Eukaryota; Metazoa; Chordata; Actinopteri; Pleuronectiformes; Pleuronectidae. Gene Ontology annotation, cellular component: nucleus.
AUGGUUCUAAUCUCACCCCACGCCAUGCAAGCCACCCGGGCGUCCACCACCGUCAGUGUGUUUGCGGACUGCAGCAUCCCGGCCGGGCUCCGGAUAGGACCGGUACCGGGCAUCUUCAAACUGGGGAAGUACUUGUCGGAUCGUAAGGAAGUUGGACCCAAGAAGAAGGUCCGCUUGGUGCGAGGAGAGUUCGUGGAUGAGUCGAGCUGUCCUGUGCCAGACUGGAUCGGAUUCAUCCGCGCCGCCAGGAACAGCCAAGAGCAAAACCUAGAGGCUGUGUCGGAUUUACCUGGUGGACAGAUAUUCUACCGUGUGCUGAGAGAAAUCCCUGUAGGAGAGGAGCUCAGUGUUUGGUACUCCAACGCUAUGGCCCAGUGGUACGACAUCCCCACCACCGCCACUCCCACGCACGACGAGAAAGGUGAGGAGCGAUACAUCUGCUGGUACUGCUGGAGAAUAUUCAAAUACCCGAACACACUCAAGGCCCACGUCCACUUCCACUGCGCGCUGAGCAAUGGGCGGGGGUUUGUGAGCAGCGAACAGGCAAGAGGCACCGAGACAUUCAGCAGGUCACCAAAGUCGGGAGAUAUCCCCAACACCUCCAUCUCUCCGAGGAGCACUCACAACAACUCCUCCAUGUCAGACUCGGGCCGGCGGGCGGUGUCCUCCUCGUCGUUUCUAAUCAAAUCGGGACUGCCCAAGAAAAGCAGCACCGAGGAGCAGGACCGGGCCCUCGACAUGAGCGUCACCGCAGCCAGAAACCAGGGGCAGCUGCUCAGCCUGGGCGCCACAUCCUCCGUGCUCAGCAGCAUGGGCUUCCACCCGGGUGUGCGCUCUGCCUUCAAGCCGACCGGCGUCUCCAAAGUCCCGGGCGCUGACGCCUCCAGAGAGGACCCCAACGGGAAGCUGAGUGGUAUGGCAUUCAGCAAACUUAUUGGUAACAUGAAACCAAUCCGGAAUGUGGGCGAGACUCUGAACGGAGGAGGCAGCCAUCCUCCAAAAUGUGCACCUGCAAUUAUGGACGCCACAUCCCCAAUGGUGCCAUGCACGAACGCUCUCCGGGCUUUCCCGCUGCUGCCUCACAUGGAGGAGACCUCGGCUUUCAAGCACGUGGAGAGCCGGAUGCACUCCGGCCUGUCCCCCUCCCGUUACCCCCAGGUGCCCCCUGGACUCCACUUUGAACGGUUCUCCCUCCCUCACUUUGAUGGCGUUAAGACUUAUGGUGGAGACUGUAACAUCCCAUUGAUGCCCUUCACUGUCUAUAACGGGGAGCUUCUGUACAGUUCACCUUACUAUCCUCUGAAAUUCCACUUCGGAAACCUCCUCAAGUACCCGGAGUCCAUGUCCUACUUUGGUGCGCCGUCGUUGAGUCAAGACCUGGGCACCAUCACCAACAUCGACCGGGAGAUCGCCAUGCACACUCAACAGCUGUCCGAAAUCGCGGCGGAGAAGAACCGGACGCGGCUGGACUCGAUACCGGCCGGCGCCUCCAGCAACAGCGGCUCUGGCAAACCGAAAAAGGGACACCUGUGUUUGUACUGCGGCAAACUGUACUCGAGAAAAUACGGGCUGAAAAUCCACAUGAGAACUCACACAGGUUACAAACCGCUCAAGUGCAAGGUGUGCUUCAGGCCCUUCGGAGACCCGAGCAACCUGAACAAGCACAUCCGGCUGCACGCAGAGGGAAACACCCCGUACAGGUGCGACUUCUGCGGCAAGGUGCUCGUGCGGAGGAGGGACCUGGAGAGGCACGUCAAGUCCAGGCACCCCGGACAGACGGUGAAGAAACUGGAGGACAAACCCGGCGGCCUGUUCGAGGACGCGGAGCAGAAGAGCGACAAUGACAGUGAUGUGGACGUGUGCUUCACUGACGAACAGAGCGACCAGGAGUCGAGCAAAAAUAAUGACUGA